GAUCAGAUCAUCAAACUCUCUCCCCUCUCAUGCACAAGCAAAGGCGAUCAUCACAACGUCUCCCAGUCAGCGGCUGGCGUUACUGAAUCUCUUGUAUGGUACGGCACUCUUCAGAUCGCAAGAGCUUCUCGUCUGCCUGGAUGUAUGCAUUGUGUAACGUGACCGGAACGGGAGAAUAAGCGGCAUUCUUACAUGAGACGUCAUAUGCCAAGAAUAACCCUACUCUAGAGGCGGCCUGCUCUAGAGGCGGUGAUAGGGAAGGGGGUUCAGCAAGGGGAUUCAUGUAAGUGGAUACGCUGUUAGACGAAAUCCGCGCCACCUAAUCGCCGAACAGGGCUCAGAACUCGAGCAGUGCCUUCAUUAUAAUCAUAUCUCCGAGUGCUGAGGGAUCUUCAGCUGACGUUUGAGUCGACUCAAAAGUGAACUUGAGCAGUACCUUCGUUAGAAUCAUAUCUCCGAGUGCUGAAGGGUCUUCAUUGUCCGUAGGAACGAGGCAAGCCGUUCAGGAUGGCAUUCCAUGUCUCCAUAAUGCGUCGAAGCAGACCACGUGCGUUCGCUCCGGUCUUCGGCUCCACGUGAUGCCGUCCCGUUAGUAACUCGCGAAGAGCUGAAGGGCUGCAAGCCUACAUUCCGCACAUUACUAGCGAUGACUUACGUAGAAUUCUAGUGGCACCAGCCCACAUUCCGCACCAACCUAAAUUCCUCACCAGCCUGCAUUCUUCACACGUAUACAUAAAGACCUUAGCGGGUUCCAGCCUUGAAGCACAGCGACGGCGGACAUGGACUCGUCGUUUGUGACGGCGGCGCGCCUCUCCGCCACCAUAAGCGGAAUCACCUUCCGUAGCGCGCGGCGCUCCGUCGACCUCGUGCACGCCGCGGGCGGCGCGGCGCCGUCCGCGAAUCGCGCGGGGGUCUCCACGUACCUGCAGCGCAUCCAGCGCCCCGGGCUCGUGCAAAACUUCGGCUGCCUGCUCGCGAUUCCCGGCGACGGGAAGAGCUUCGAUCUCGUCGCCUUCAGCGAGAAUGCCGGCCACAUGAUUCUGAAUGAGGCGCUGCCGCCGCCGGCGCCGGUGGCGGCGGUGCCUCCACCCCUGCUGGCGGCGACGGGUACGGGCGCGGGCGCGGGCGCGGGAUCUGCCGCGCCAGCAACGGCGUUGAUCGGACGGUCGCAGUCGAUUCCGGAAGGGUCGGAAGCGGCGCCAAAUGUGGAAGUCGUUCGGAGAGGUGAAGCGGGAGGAGCGGCGGGAGGCGCGGCGGCGGGCAGCGAGAAAAGACGGCUGGUGAAAACAUCGUCUGAGGGAAGCACCCUAGUAAAACCGCUGACCUUUCUGGAGCGCAUCCGCUGGGCGAUCUUCCGCUCAAACAGCCGCGGGCGCGCCAAGGGCGCAAGGAGAGCGCGCCGCCUCAGCGCGAAUGCCGCCGCCCCCGUGUCCUCCGCGCCCGCUGCUGCUGGCGCUGCGGGGAGAGCAAGCAUUGACGCGAAGGCGGGGGAUCUGGCCGCGGGGAAAGGCGGAGGCGGAGGCGGAGGCGGGAUGAGCGUGAGUGAUAGCGCCAUUACUGUAGGGCGCGGAUUGGAGGAUGCUGCUGCUAGGGCGGACGUUGCUACCGAACCACGGUCAAAAAUAGUUCUAGGGAUGGAUGUGCGCAGCCUGUUCACACCAGAGAGCGUGGAAGCUCUAGAGAAGGCAGUGGCAGCAGACGACAUCGCGUCCAUGAACCCCGUGCUGCUGCAGUGCCGCCACUCCAACCGCCCCUUCUACGCCGUGCUCCACCGCACCUCCGCUGCCGCUGCCGCUGACGACGCUGCUGCCACCAGCGGCAGCAGCAGCAGCAGCUACAGCAUCCCCAUCAGCAGCAGCAGCACAAUCACCGCCACCACCACCACCACCACCAUUGCUACCACUGUCUCUCCUGUCACCACGUCUCCCGUAAUCUCAACCCCUGGGGACAUAAUCAGCAUAGACCUAGAGCCGAUCACCCCCCUAGACCCCGAGGUGGACGGCCCAGGGGCGCCCCUCACGCACCGGCUGGCCCUCUCCGCCGUGAAGCGGUUACAGCGCGUAACACCCGGUAACAUUACAGGUCUGUGCCAGGUGGUGGUGGAGGAGGUGCGACAGCUGACAGGGUAUGACAGGGUGGUGGCUUAUAAGUUUCACGAGGACGGCCAUGGGGAGGUGGUGGCUGAGGACAUGCGAGGGAGGAAGGGGAGGAGGGGCGGAGGAGGGAAGGGGAGGAGUGGGAGUGCGGGGGAGGGUGAGGGAGGUGGGAAGGAGGGGGGAGAGGAGGGAGAGCAGGGCGAGCAGGGCGAACAGGGAGAGCAGGGAGAAGAUGAGGAAAGGGAGAAGGAUAAGAAUCAGGAGCAGGGGGAGGGGCAGGAGCAGAGUAAGCACGAGGUGGGGGGGGCGGAGGAGAGUGACAUUGACAUGGAGCCGAUACUAGGGCUACACUUCCCCGCAACGGACGUACCUCAGGCCACCCGCCUCCUCUUCUUCCACACGCGUUCCCGCAUGGUGGCGGACUGCCUCUCCCCCUCCGUGCGCCUUCUCCAGCAUCCCAUCUCCGCCCCGCACGCCCUCAGCCUGGGGGGCUCCACCCUCCGCGCCGUGGACCCCUGCCACGCGCAGUACAUGAGCAACAUGGGGAUCCGCGCGUCCUAUGUGCUGGCUAUUAUCGUGCCCACUAGGGGGCAGAACGCGCAGGAGGGCGGCGGGCACGGGGGGGGAGGGCAUGGGGGGAGUCAAUAUGGGGGGAGCCAGCAUGGGGGGAGCCAGGUGGGGCCAGGGGGAGCGGGGGCAGGGGGGUCUGGACGGCUGGAUCAACCACAGCUGCAGCAGGGGAAGCAGUCGGGCCCUCUCGCUCGCAGCUCCAGUGCGUCCUCUGGGCCCCGGGGGGGGGGAGCAGCGGACGCAGCGGGGGGAGUGGGGGGAGAGUCGUGGGAUGUGCGGUCGGAGGAUGGGGGGAGUACGGCGGGGGGAGGGGGCGGGGGAGGGGUAGGGGGAGCGCGGCUGUGGGGGCUGGUGGUGUGCCACCACAUGUCGCCGCGAGUGGUGCCGUUCCCCAUCCGCUCGGCCUGUGACUUCCUCAUGCAGGCAUUCGGCCUGCAGCUGUCAGUGGAGCUGGAGAUCGCGGCCCAGCUGCACGAGAAGCAUAUCCUGCAGAUCCAGUCGCUCCUGUGCGACACGCUACUCACCGACAACCCCAUCCGCGCGCUCGUCUCCUCCGCGCCCAACAUCACCGACCUCCUCCCCUGCGACGGCGCCGCCGUGGUCUUCCGCGGGGAGGUGUCCCGCUUGGGCGUGGCCCCCUCGGAGGAGAUGAUUGGGGAGCUCAUUAGGUGGCUGCAGAAGGAGCACUGCGGGUCGAGCGGGUUGAGCACGGAUAGCUUGAAGGGUGCAGGGUUCCCGCAUGCGGAGGCGCUGGGCGUGGACGUGUGCGGCAUGGCUGUCGUGUGCUUCUCCCCGAGUGACGAGCAGCAGCAGCAGCAGAACAGGGAUGCUGCCUCUCCUGCAUCCACAACAUCAGCAGCAGUGGCAGGGGGCGGUGGCCCCAGUGCGACGGGCGGCGACUACCUGUUCUGGUUCCGGUCGCACGUGGAGAAGCACAUCACGUGGAGCGGUGCCCGCCACGACCCCAAGGACGUGGACGACGUGAAGCGCCGCAACCCGCGCGCCUCCUUCAAGAGCUUCCUGGAGGUGGUCAGGCAUAGUUCGCAGCCGUGGGUGGAUGUGGAGCUGGACGCGGUGCACAGCCUUCAAGAUCUGCUGUGCAAGUCGGUCAGGCGCAAGGAGAGCACGGGACGCCUGAUUACGAUGGGCAAGGAG
Closterium sp. NIES-67 is the source of this 3821-nucleotide messenger RNA. The record is from the annotation of a GenBank genome assembly. NCBI's taxonomy places the organism in Eukaryota, Viridiplantae, Streptophyta, Zygnematophyceae, Desmidiales, Closteriaceae.